UUAAGUGGAGAUAAAUGAGGUCUACUUUCCUCGGCGGAAGGAGCGGUAACGAGUGCGGCGGCGAGAGGUGCGCGGGAAAGUUCUGGCGCUAGAAAAGUCAGCGGUUAGGCGGGAGGUUGCUGACUAACGUUGGGCAGGUGCCGUGUCCCCACCAUGGUGAUACUGAGGAGCGGCGCGUCGCUUUGCCUCGACUCCAGCUCGGAAUUCAUCGCCUUGUCAGACGGUGACACCUCGUCUUUCGGCCAGAGAACCCAGGAUUCAUCGAAAUAUUUAUCUGGGAAUGUGGAGGAAAGCAGCAAUGAUAAUUUGUUCUCUGCUUUCAAGAGGAGCAAUCAGUUGCAUCUAACUGACACCUCCUUGGAUUCGAAGUGCAAUGAAAAAAGCACGGAAGAGUCAUGUGAUAAUGGGUUAGAGGAACAGCCAUUUAUCAGACAAUCAGUAAGGCUAAAAGUAAAAGGUAUCAAUAAAGCCCCAGUCAUGUCUUCAAUGAAUAAAGGAAGUGCUUCUCGUGGUGUACAGCGCAAACACCAUACGUUAUCCAUACAAGCUCCCAACACCCGAUCAGUCCAGUGCAGCAGAUCAAAAAUGGAAGUGAAUAGAGAGCAAGAAGGUGGUACUGAUACAGAGGUGCGGCGCAGCUGUCGGCUCCGAAGAAAUCGCUACAAUACUUUAAACCAAUCUGUGCUCUUUGAUAAAUUGAUCACAAACACUGCUGAAGCAGUUUUGCAGAAAAUGGAUGACAUGAAGAAACUGCGUCGUAAGAGAAUGAGAGAAUUGGAGAAUUUAAGAGUACUCAACGAUACAGAAGAAGAAGAAGAGAAUCUGGAUGUGUUUUCAUGUGUGAAAAAGAAAAGAACAACUCAAACAAUAGAUGAAGAAACCUCGGAGGAUCAUGAAGAUGGUAGUGGUGAGGAAAUUGAAGAUAGAGAAGAGGAUGGUGAAGAGGACACGCCAAAGCGCUACUAUUUACGCCAAAGAAAAACUAUUGAGAAAUACCAAGCUCCAGAACCAGAAAGAAAGCAAAGAAUAUUUUAUCACACUCCUGCUUCUUCUGUAAGACCAAGUCGUCGAUAUUGUGCCUCAGGCUCUCGGAAUCCCUACUGCAAGAGUAAAAUAACCAGGCAAAGGCAUGCAUUGCAUAGCAGUGACUCGACCUCCUCCACUUCAUCUUCUGACGAGGAAGUGGAGCACUUUGAGAGAAGAAGAAGCAACAGAAGGAACAGGGCACUUUUGAGAUGUCUCCCACUGAAUCUUAGGAAAGAUGAUGUGAAAGGGAUUCACAAAGAUCGGAUGAAAAUAGGUGCAAGCCUGGCAGACGUAGAUCCAAUGCAAAUUGACACUUCUGUUCGUUUUAAUAGUGUGGGUGGACUUACAAGUCAUAUUGCUGCACUAAAGGAGAUGGUGGUUUUUCCACUGCUUUAUCCUGAAGUCUUCGAGAGGUUUAAGAUUCAGCCGCCAAGAGGCUGCUUAUUCUAUGGUCCUCCUGGGACAGGGAAAACCCUUGUUGCCAGAGCCUUGGCUAAUGAGUGCAGUCAGGGAGACCGGCGAGUAUCCUUCUUCAUGCGAAAGGGUGCAGACUGCCUCAGUAAGUGGGUAGGGGAAUCUGAACGACAACUUCGAUUACUUUUUGAUCAGGCCUAUCUUAUGCGUCCUUCAAUUAUUUUCUUCGAUGAGAUAGACGGCUUGGCUCCUGUUCGUUCUAGCAGACAAGAUCAGAUACAUAGUUCCAUAGUUUCUACCUUGCUGGCAUUGAUGGAUGGUCUGGAUAGCAGAGGUGAGAUUGUGGUGAUUGGGGCAACAAACAGACUGGAUUCCAUUGAUCCUGCCUUAAGAAGACCUGGACGAUUUGAUAGGGAAUUUCUCUUUGGCCUCCCAGACAAAGAUGCCCGAAAAGAAAUUUUGAAAAUCCAUACCAGGGACUGGAACCCAAAACCAUCAGAUGCAUUUCUCCAGGAACUAGCGGAGAAGUGUGUAGGUUAUUGUGGUGCUGAUAUUAAAUCUGUCUGUGCUGAGGCAGCAUUGUGUGCCUUGCGUCGUCGGUACCCCCAGAUUUACGUCACCACUGAGAAAUUGCUCCUAGAUGUAUCUUCCAUUAGCAUCACAGCGCGAGAUUUCGUGAAGGCCAUGCAAAACAUCACCCCCGCCUCUCAGCGGGUGAUGGGUUCUCCUGCAAGGACAUUAGCGUUUGUUGUCAGGCCACUCCUGGAGAACACUUUUUGUAGAAUUCUAGAUGUGUUGAAAAAGAUUUUCCCACAUGCAGAACAAGACUUUAAAGAGAAUGAUGGAUUAAGCCAUAUACUUAAUGAUGGUAUUUACAGUGAUGAUGAAGGUCCAUCUGUUUUUGACAAUGGAGCACAUCAGAUAUAUGAGCAGGAACGUAGUGGAUCUUUCCUCAGUUAUAGCAGGCGUGCUUAUCAUCAACCAACCUCAUACAGACCAAGACUGCUGCUGGCUGGGCUACAAGGUUCAGGUCAGAGUUCUCAUCUUGCUCCUGCCCUGCUUCACAGAUUGGAAAAAUAUGCUGUGCAUACACUAGACCUUCCAGUGUUGUAUGGCAUUAGUACCACAUCACCUGAAGAAACCUGUGCAAUGUUGUUCCGAGAAGCUCGAAAGACAGCCCCAAGUAUAUUAUAUAUCCCUCACAUUGAUCAAUGGUGGGAAUCGGUUGGAGACACCUUAAAAGCUACGUUCAUUUCAUUACUUCAAGAUAUACCCUCAUUUACCCCAAUCCUGCUACUGGCAACAUGUGAUGUUCCACAUAAUGAGCUGGCGGAAGAGGUAAAAGAAUUGUUUGCUCACCAUUCUGGGGAAGUUUUUAAUGUUCCACUUCCAAACUAUGAGGAAAGAAAAAAGUUUUUUGAAGAUCUGAUACUAAAGCAGGCUGCAAAGUCCCCAUCAUCCAAGAGGAGAGCUAUUCUUCAGGCUUUGGAAAUCCUUCCGAUUGCACCACCACCAGAACCACAGCGUCUCUCAGAGGAGGAAGUUAAACGGCUGGAAGAGGAGGAGGAAGCCACUUCACGGGAGCUCAGGCUUUUCCUUCGAGAUGUGACGCACAGACUGGCAAAUGAUAAACGCUUUAGAGCAUUCACCAAGCCUGUUGAUGUGGAGGAGGUUCCAGAUUACUGCAGAGUUAUCAAACAACCAAUGGAUCUCUCGACAGUAAUGUCAAACAUUGAUCUGCACAAAUACAUGACUGCAAAAGAGUAUCUGCAUGACAUAGAGUUGAUCUGCAGUAAUGCAUUGGAGUAUAAUCCGGACAGAGAUCCUGCUGAUCGUAUGAUCAGACACAGAGCCUGUGCUUUGAAAGACACUGCCUAUGCGAUCAUCAAAGCUGAACUCGAUGAAGAAUUUGAAAAACUCUGUGAAGAAAUUCAAGAAUCGCGGAAAAACAGAGGCUGUUACUCUUCCAAAUUUGCACCCACAUUUUAUCAUGUGCUACCAAGGAAUUCAAUGACAGAUAAAAAGUCAGGUCCAGAGCUUUCCUCUCAAAGAAUUACCUUAUCAUCACCAGUAUCUGCAAGCACACCUUCAACUUCAGGUCAUUCAAAGAGGAAAUAUCGUAGAAGAAGAUGGCACCAUGGUUUAUUUGCAAGUAAACGCAAGAGGCUGCCACAAAACACUUCUGAGGAUGCAGAUAGUGAAGAUAUAAUUGAAGGAAAAGAUAAACCACAUGAUUUGAGUGAAGAUAAGACAGACUGCAACAGAGAGAUCUCCCUAGAAACUUCGAAGCAACCUCUUUGUAAUGAAUGCGGCAACAUUAAUUCAACUGAGAAGUUUAUUGAAGAGUAUUCUGACACACUUAUGUCUGCUAGUGAAAGCACAUGCAAGAAGAGAAAGCUUUCUACCAAUGAGACAGAAAUGGAAGAAAAUGUACUGGGUAAUAAUAAUUGUCAUAAAAACAAUCUACUGGAGAUAAAUGAGCACAGGCAAAAGAAGGGAGGCAAUCCAAAUCAUUCUGCAGAUCAUUCUUCUACUCUGCAAAUGACCUGGAAUAAACAAGUUCCUGUGGAACAGCAGCAACAAAUUAAUGUUGAGAAAGCAGUCAAGGUCCUAUCUGAACAAACUCCUCCUUUAAUUGUAGAUCACAAAAGGCUAAUGGACCUCUGGAAACAGAUUACUCUGAAAAGUGAACAAUGCACUGUAACUCACCUUGAAAAGUUGUAUGCUGUGCUCAGUCAAUGCAUCUAUUAUCAUCGUAAGGAGUUUGAUAAGACGAUGUUAAUACACGAAAUGGAAAAUGAAGUGAGGAAAUUAUGUCAGUCUUAAGCACUUGAAAUGUGAAUGGAUUUUGAAUUGUUUCCAGUUUUUGGACUUUUUUUCCAUAUAUAUAUAUAUAUAUAUAUAAUACACACACACAUACAUAUACACACAUACAUAAUGUUAAUGCUGUAACAAUUUAAAGCUAUUCUCAUUUAUUAACCAAAAAGUUGUAUUUUAAUGUAAAUAGUUUUUUCAGCAAAAAUGAUAAGGAGUACAUUUUUUGCCACAUGUUUCUCAUUAGCUUUUGUAAUUUGUAUAAAAUAAAAUUUGAUGAAAUGACCUGGGACAUCUAUCAAUGUUGUAAAUUAGUCAGAAUUACCAGUUCAGAAGCAGGCGCAUUGACAGCUGACCAAGUCUCUACUAUCUAUACUGGGGUUCCCAACCUUAUGCCAUGGACCAAUACCAUUAAGCAAGUAGUCUGUGGACCCAAGGCAGGGAACAUCUGCUCUAUACUAAUUCCAUUUCUCAGUACUUAGUCCCUAACCAAGUCCUUGCCUAGAUGAUUAACUGUUCAAAGAUUACCUGCCUCUACCAUCACCUCAGGGAGCACAUUCCAGAUUGUAACCAUUCUCUGGAAGGGGGAUGAAAAUUUCCCUCAUAAGCCCUCUAGUCUUAGAUACUUGUAUACAAUUUGGUCUACAUUAGAAAUGGGAAUUGGAUCACCCAUAAGAAUUUAUGUAAGGGGUUUCAACCCAAAAUGUGAACUGUACUUUCAAUAGGUGCUGCCUGACCUGCUGAGUUCCUCCAGGAUUUUGUGUGCGUGCUUUGUAAAUACAGGGAGGUUUGGGACCAGAACAACACUAUGUCAUCUGAACAAUUAAAAACAGUGCAAUGAAGAUCAAGUCAUUGAAUCAUAUUCUAGUUUGUUAGAACAUUUUUAACUUUGAAUGUUAUUCUACAUUAAGGUUUCAAUGCUCUGCUUGCUCUCAUUAAUCAACAUGAGAGAGAUCUGUCCUAGAGGAUACUGGGCUAUGUGGUUGUCAUUUUUGAAGGGAUGCUAUUAAUUUAUUUUAGGCAUGGGAGAUCUGACUGACUUGGCAUCAUUGUUCAGGACCAAUGCAUAAUUUUCAGUGAUUCCAUCUACUUAACAGGUCUCUCUUCAGCCUCUGCUCCAAAUAGCCAAUGCAGCCUUUCAUAACCUAAACCUCUAUUCCAGGCAACAUGCUGGUGAAUUUCUUCUGCACUCUCCAGUGCAAUCAUGUCUGUUCCAUUGUGAGAUGAUCAGAGCUGCUCACAAAUUCUGGCUGUGGCCUAAUUGUUUAUUCUGUUUUAAAUGUUGCUCCAUGUGCUUAGAUUACUAUUCUAACUUGCUAUAUUGAUCACUUCAGUCUUGAAUACUGUUUCUCAAAGAGAAAUGGUAUAUUUGUCCUUGAUACUAAGUUACCUGACAUUCCAGCUGAGAACCCCUUAUUGAUAAUUCUACGAAUUGACCUCGGAAUUUCUCAUCUGUUUAAUUUUGUUUACCAGAUUUUAUUCAGGUUAAAAACAGUCACAAACUUUCAGUUGAGGAUUUGCAAGAAAUUCUUCUGUGUUAUUUCAAGUUAGGAAAAUAAUUUUGCCAGUUUGUGCAGAGGCUCUUCAAAGAUGAAGGUGUCUUGGAAAUGUACAUAUAUCAUUCCAACAAAAGCAAGAAUAGCAAGAAUACUUUGUACAGGUAAGAAUGUUACAUCUGCAUCAAGGAAAACACUAUUUACAGAAUGAAUGGGAAAUGAUGACAAUAGACCCACAACAGUUAAAUGGCAAUAAUAAACAUUGUUUCAAACUUAUGUGGAAAUAAUUCUGUCCUUAGCUUUGUUUGGGUCUGGUUUUAAAAACUAGAUGGCUCAAAUGUAACCAUGAUUUUCAAAUUUAUUUAUUAUGAGAAAAACCUAUCACAACAUAGUUUCACAGCUUAUUUGAUUUUAAUAUUUUCUGUCAAAAGCAGUAAAUAAUUUGACAUGGUUACAUCCAGCUUAUUAGGCAAUGUAAACUCCAAUUAGCAACAUUUUAGAGAUACUUUAUUAAUCCCAAAUUACAGUGUCUCAGUAGCCUUACAAAUGUACAGAAAUGAAUAUCGAAGAAAAGAAAGAACUUUAAAAAAAGUUCCCUCAGUCUUAAUGGGGGCGGGGGGUAUCAUCAUUUCGCCUGCUGCAGGUUGAGUCAUCAUAGAGCCUAAUAGCAGAGGGUAAAAAUGACCUCAUGUAGCGCUCCUCGGAGCAGUGCAGUUGUCUUGGUUUAUUUUGAAAGUGUUCCUCUGUUCAGCAAAGGUGGCAUGCAGAGGGUGAGAAACAUUGUCCAGAACUGCCAGGAUCCUUUGAUCUACCACAGCCUCCAGUGUGUCCAGUUUGACUCCUAUAAUAGAGCCAGCCUUUCUAAUCAGUUUGUUGAGCCUGUUGACAUUAUUCAUGUUAAUGCCAUUGCCCCAGCAUAUCACCACAUAGGAGAUUGUACUGGCAACAUCGGAUUGGUAGAACAUCUGAAGGAGAGGCCUGCAUUAACCAAAGGACCUGCCUCCUGAGAAAAUAGAGGUGACCCUGGCCCUUCUUGUACAAAGCGUCUGUAUUGGUGCUGCACUCGAGUCUGUCAUCCAGGUGCACCACCAAGUACCUGUAGGUCCUCACCACAACCACGUCCUCAC
Hypanus sabinus (Atlantic stingray) is the source of this 6877-nucleotide messenger RNA. RefSeq names its product ATPase family AAA domain-containing protein 2-like. The coding region runs from base 154 to 4266 and encodes 1370 amino acids. Gene Ontology annotation, biological process: positive regulation of transcription by RNA polymerase II. The transcript has 29 exons. The record is from RefSeq and is a predicted model, not a curated record. Lineage: Eukaryota; Metazoa; Chordata; Chondrichthyes; Myliobatiformes; Dasyatidae. Gene Ontology annotation, cellular component: nucleus. Gene Ontology annotation, molecular function: ATP hydrolysis activity; histone binding; chromatin binding.